GCAAACCUGUGUCCACUGACCUCUGUACUGCCCGAGCUUUAUGGGCAGGUUUUACAGCCCUGGCCUAACCUUUGUGCUGCCUCAGUCCCCACAGGAGCUGCUUUAGCUGUGGCAGGGAUAGCUCAGGGUGCACUGCUCUACAGACCCGUUUGUAACCAGCUUCUGUGGCCUUAGCUGGACUUGGCAGGACAGGGCUGAAGGUGAAAACACGAUCCCUGGAUGGCAGGCUCCAAGUAUCCCACAGGAAAGGCCUCCCCCAUGUGAUCUACUGCCGGCUGUGGCGCUGGCCGGACCUGCACAGCCACCAUGAGCUGCGGGCCAUGGAGAUGUGCGAGUACGCCUUCAACAUGAAGAAGGAUGAAGUCUGUGUCAACCCCUACCAUUACCAAAGAGUGGAAACCCCAGUGUUGCCCCCGGUGCUGGUGCCCCGGCACACGGAGAUUCCGGCCGAAUUCCCGCCGUUAGACGACUACAGCCACUCCAUCCCAGAGAACACUAACUUCCCAGCAGGUAUCGAGCCCCAGAGCAACUACAUUCCAGAAACCCCUCCUCCAGGAUACUUGAGUGAGGAUGGAGAAACCAGUGACCACCAGAUGAAUCCCAGCAUGGAUGCAGGUUCUCCAAACUUAUCACCCAACCCCAUGUCUCCAGCACACAAUAAUCUGGACCUGCAGCCCGUCACCUACUGCGAGCCGGCCUUCUGGUGCUCCAUCUCCUACUACGAGCUCAACCAGAGGGUGGGAGAGACUUUCCACGCCUCCCAGCCCUCCAUGACCGUGGAUGGAUUCACCGACCCGUCGAAUUCCGAGCGUUUCUGCCUGGGUUUGCUCUCCAACGUGAACAGGAACGCCGCCGUGGAGCUCACGAGGCGACACAUCGGAAGAGGAGUCAGGCUCUACUACAUCGGCGGGGAGGUGUUUGCCGAGUGCCUCAGUGACAGUGCCAUCUUCGUGCAGUCCCCCAACUGCAACCAGCGCUACGGCUGGCACCCUGCCACUGUCUGCAAGAUCCCCCCAGGGUGCAACUUGAAGAUCUUCAACAACCAGGAAUUUGCUGCUCUGCUGGCUCAGUCAGUGAACCAGGGCUUCGAGGCCGUGUACCAGCUGACCAGGAUGUGCACCAUCAGGAUGAGCUUCGUCAAGGGCUGGGGAGCAGAGUACAGGAGGCAGACAGUGACCAGCACUCCCUGCUGGAUCGAGCUGCACCUCAACGGCCCCUUGCAGUGGCUGGACAAGGUCCUCACCCAGAUGGGCUCCCCCAGCAUCCGCUGCUCCAGUGUCUCCUAAGGAAACUCCUCCUGGGGGAACAAAGACUCCGGAAAACCCUUAGCAAAAGGCAUAGUCAAACAAAUUCCCAGUUAUUCAAGUUGAUAAAGAAAAAAACAAUCUGCUCUUAAAAAAAAAGAAAAAAAGAAAAAAAAGUGGGUUUUCUUUGUUUUGUCGUUUUUUUAAACACCCUGUCUAAGCCACUUCCACUGAAACCGUCGGCACUUUGGUUGGGAUGCUCCCAUUGCGGUUGGGAUUUGGAGCUGGAGUUUAUCCUGAUAAAGGACUGGAUAGUGCUGUGCCUCCCUCUCUGUGUGAGCACACAGGAGCCACCACAGCUCCAAGGAAACUUUCCCUCUGCCUCACACAACUCCAGGCCGUGUCCCGCUGUGGGAUGAGUCCUGCUCUGGGAUGACUCCUGCUCCUGCCUUUCCCGUGUCAUCCACCUGAUCCACACCUGGAAUUGCAGCAGGGGGGGAGAGGAAGCAUUUACAGCACCCAAAGGAACAGAUUCCUCCAGUGAUGUUCCUAAAAGGAAGGAAUUUCCCACACUGCCACCGAGGAG
Molecule: messenger RNA, 1830 nt
Organism: Manacus vitellinus (golden-collared manakin)
Lineage: Eukaryota; Metazoa; Chordata; Aves; Passeriformes; Pipridae
Gene: SMAD3
Product: SMAD family member 3
Exons: 9
Coding region: 321-1286 (321 amino acids)
Biological process (GO): cell differentiation; transforming growth factor beta receptor signaling pathway; SMAD protein signal transduction
Cellular component (GO): heteromeric SMAD protein complex
Molecular function (GO): RNA polymerase II cis-regulatory region sequence-specific DNA binding; DNA-binding transcription factor activity, RNA polymerase II-specific; I-SMAD binding
Source: RefSeq, a predicted model, not a curated record